Molecule: messenger RNA, 1575 nt
Organism: Rosa chinensis
Lineage: Eukaryota; Viridiplantae; Streptophyta; Magnoliopsida; Rosales; Rosaceae
Product: probable LRR receptor-like serine/threonine-protein kinase At2g28960
Exons: 10
Biological process (GO): protein phosphorylation
Molecular function (GO): protein binding; protein kinase activity; ATP binding
Source: RefSeq, a predicted model, not a curated record
UCCCCCAAGAACUACUUAUGGGAAGGUCUAAAAUGUAGCUAUCCUAUAAAUGAGUCCCCAAGAAUCAUAUCAUUGGACUUGUCCUCGAGUGAAUUAACUGGGGAGACAGCUCUUUCUUUAUCCAAUCUAUCAAUGAUACAGUCUUUGGAUCUAUCAAACAACAACUUAACAGGACCGAUUCCAGAUUUUUUGUCUCAGCUGCCAAACUUAACCAUCAUAAACUUGGAGAACAACAAGCUCACAGGCUCAGUUCCAGUCGGACUUAUUGAAAGAAGGAGGAAUGGUUUACUAUCAUUAAGUUUGUGUGGAAAUCCAAAUCUAUCUGGAAAUUUUUCUUGCAAAAAGAAGAACAAUUUCAUUAUACCCAUAGUAGGAUCCGUCGUUGGAAUUUUUUGCCUCUUAUCUGUAGCAGUAAUCUGCUGGUGCUUGAAAAGGAAAACAGAAGAUGGUAAGAAUUCCAAAUUUCAAAAAAACCAACAGUUUACAUACUCUGAGAUCCUCAAGUUCACUAACAAUUUGGAGAGGACCCUUGGUAAAGGUGGAUUUGGAACAGUUUACCAUGGAUAUAUUGACAAACUUCAAGUAGCUGUCAAGAUGCUUUCUCCAUCAUCAAUUCAAGGGUUUCAAGAAUUUCAUGCAGAGGUUAAUCUUCUUAUGAGAGUUCAUCACACGAACUUGACAAGCCUUGUUGGAUAUUGCAAUGAUGAAAACAAUAUGGGGCUCGUCUAUGAGUACAUGGCCAAUGGAAACUUACAAGAACAUCUUUCAGAUAGCAGUUCAAAUAUUUUGGGCUGGGAAGAUAGGCUUAGAAUAGCAGCAGAUGCCGCACAAGGAUUGGAGUAUCUGCACUAUGGUUGUAAGCCACCUAUAAUUCACAGGGAUGUGAAAUCAGCAAACAUCUUGUUAACUGAGAACUUCCAAGCCAAAGUAUCUGAUUUUGGCCUAUCCAGAAAUUUCCCUACAGAUGGUGGAACUCAUAUAUCGACAGUUGUUGCUGGAACUCCCGGGUAUCUUGACCCUGAGUACUACUUAACAAGCAGGUUAAACGAGAAAAGUGAUACUUAUAGCUUUGGGAUUGUGCUGUUGGAGAUCAUCACAAGUCGACCUGUUAUAACAGGAACGCUUGAGAGGAUUCACAUUAGCCAAUGGGUUGGUUUCAUGCUUGCGCAAGGUGACAUUAACAGUAUUGUUGAUCCGAGAUUAGAGAGAAAUUUCAAUGUCAACUCUGUCUGGAAAGUUGUGGAGAUAGCAAUGGCAUGCGUGUCUCCAAACGCCACCAAAAGGCCAACGAUGAGUCAGGUACUGAUGGAACUGAAGGAGUGCAUGGCCACGGAAGAACUGUCUCAGAAAAAGCAGAUGGGAUAUGAAACUGAAUUAGGAGAACCAGUUGAGAUGGUGUCUCUAAAUGAUUCUAUCAGAAUGCUACGUCCCUCAGUUAGGUAGUAGAUCGAGGUGGUGGUGGUAGUACUGAUGUCGAUAAAAUAAUGAGAAUUGGAAUUUCACGAUUCGACCCUGCAGGACUUUUAGUCCCUCCUAUGAACUCUUUGUAUUGUAUUAUGCGUGAACUGCAAUCAA